This is a messenger RNA of Spodoptera frugiperda (fall armyworm), 2254 nucleotides long. It is a transcript of the gene dsx, whose product is annotated as protein doublesex. Gene Ontology annotation, biological process: sex differentiation; regulation of transcription by RNA polymerase II. Gene Ontology annotation, cellular component: nucleus. The record is from RefSeq and is a predicted model, not a curated record. Gene Ontology annotation, molecular function: DNA-binding transcription factor activity, RNA polymerase II-specific; RNA polymerase II cis-regulatory region sequence-specific DNA binding. NCBI's taxonomy places the organism in Eukaryota, Metazoa, Arthropoda, Insecta, Lepidoptera, Noctuidae.
AAUAUUCUACACAUGGACUUGAAUUCCUGAAAGAUAUAAUAUUAUCAUUUACGAAUCUAGUAGAUAAUUUAUGUUGAAAAAAUUGCAUAGUUGCAUGCGGGCACAGUAAUAAAUGCAGUAGCGCGACGGGGUGGGGCGCGGGGCGGGGCAGAGCGCGCCGGCGGCGGGGGCAGGCAGUCGCAUCGUGACCGCGCGCCGCACCGCGUGUGCGUUCGUUUCGUGCCCGUCGAAUUCGCCGCGAACACGGCCGAAAACGAGGGCCAAGCCAUGGUGUCCGUGGGCUCGUGGAGGCGCCGCACGCCCGACGACUGCGAGGAGCGCUCCGAGCCCGGCGCCUCCAGCUCCGCCGUGCCGCGCGCGCCGCCGAACUGCGCGCGCUGUCGGAACCACCGGCUCAAGAUCGAGCUGAAGGGCCACAAGCGGUACUGCAAGUACCGCAACUGUACUUGCGAGAAGUGUAUACUGACGGCUGACCGGCAGCGAGUGAUGGCACAACAGACUGCUAUGAGGCGUGCCCAGGCGCAGGACGAGGCGCGCGCGCGGGCCGGGAUGCAGGCGCUGGGCGUGGAGCUGGAGCAGCCGGAGCCGCCGGUGGUGAAGGCGCCGCGCAGCCCCGCGGUGCCGCCGCCGCGCUCGCUGGGCUCGGCCAGCUGCGACUCGGUCCCGGGCUCGCCCGGAGUGUCCCCGUACGCGCCGCUGCCGCCCUCCAUACCGCUGCCGCAAGCGAUGCCGCCUCUGCUGCCGCCACAACAGCCGGCGGUUUCCUUAGAAAACUUAGUGGAUAACUGUAACAAGCUGCUAGAGAAGUUCCACUACUCCUGGGAGAUGAUGCCUCUGGUCCUGGUCAUCCUGAAUUACGCAGGCAGUGACGUGGACGAGGCAUCACGGAAAAUAGACGAAGGAAAGAUGAUAAUCAACGAAUACGCGCGGAAGAACAAUCUGAACGUGUUCGACGGGUUAGAGCUGAGGAACUCGACACGCCAUGCCGUGUUUUGUGUGGACGCUUGCUGUGCGAUGCUGUGUUGCGAACGACAACGGACUUGACUGUGGCUACCUCCGGCGUGUCGCCCACUGGAUAGUCCACCAAUGGCGGAUGUACGAGCGGUCCAUAUGUUCCCUGCUGGAGCUGCAGGCGCGCAAGGGAUCCUGCUCCAUGUGCUUCACGGAGUACGCUCCACCCUUGCUGCCGCUGCCCCUCACCACGCAGCGACCCUCGCCGCCGCCUGCGCACUUGUAGCGAUGCGACCAUGCGCCGCGACCAGCGGCGCAGGAGCCCUCGACGCCCCCUUCGACGUCUACGUCGACGUCAGCGGCGGGCGAAGGCGCCAGUCGCUCGUAGGGCGCCGGCGCCUCUCGCGGGACUCAGUGUAUAUUCCAGGACACCUAGUGCUAGAUCUGUUAAGUUACGCCCACACGAAAAUGUACCUUAUGUUAUGUUGUUAUAAGUAUCAUACUUUCUCCACGCACUGUCACGUGAUUUGACCUUGAACUUACAAACCAACUUCGCUUCGUGAAUGUCUCGAUAAUUUCGUUUUAUUGGCUCAAAAGACAAAUAUCAGAACAUUGUCAUUUAAAAAACAAAGCAACAGAUAAUACAGAUAUUGUCUACGCCCCAAAAAUUAUAGAGUAAAAAUGUAAAAUAAGGUUAUAUUCACAUAUCGGUGCGUUAAAAUCACAAUCCAUAGAUAGCUUAUGUUUAUUUUUUUACGACAACUUGUAAUUAGCAGUCGUACGAUGUGUAUCUGUGUGUCCGUCAUUUGUGCGAGCUCUACUUUGUAUGGCAACACUGACAAUUAUGUCACUUGGCCUUUUGAUUCCCUGUCAUCGGUUUAUCAGUAAAAGUAUAGCGUACAGCACCUAGCAUUGAAAGAUAUCGAUCGGCGAUUAUUUUUAAUCAACCUUUCAGUUUGUAGGCACAAUUUUGUAUACAUUUGUAAAACUAUUGAUUUGAAACUAUGCCACUAGUUAAUGACACUGUUUUGUAAAAAGGAAUUGAUGCUACACCUAUAUGGUUAUAUGAGAGGCUAAAAAGAGAAUAAAUUCUCUAUAUGAGAAGGUUUGGUAUAAUCUCACGCUUGGAAAGUGGGAGAUCACAGUUUAAGAUCCUCUAAUGUAAAAUUAAAAGUCCAGGGCCCGGAUUAAAAUCUAGAUAGCGCCCUAGGCGAGCACUCCACGGGCUUGACGCCACCGGCACUGUUUGGACAGUUGGCAACGCGCGUCUCGCGGUGCCCGUUUGUAAUCUGGCGCCCAAGUU